ACUGACCAGAUCGUCCACUGCUUCAAGCUACUUGAACACCUACCCAAUAAUAUCCAACUUGUUCAAAGUUGGCAUGCAACUGACGGCUGUCGGACUCAAUUCAAAUGUGAUUCAUCAACCAGUUGGUGAGACCGAGGUCGGGGACCGUCUGUCAGUCCGCAUGUGUCGGGACGAUAGUCGUUCAUCACUUCCAGGAUCAUUCAUCGAUGCACCUGCAAAGUCUUUGCAGUUCCCUAAUAAGAAACCGAUCAUCAAUCCACUACAAAAUCUUUCAGAAUUUAACAGAUGCAAACUGGCUCACUCGAAAACGCACGGCAACUUCGUCCAACACCACAAAUUGGAUUCGAUGUUCUACAUUUCCGAUUCAUCUCCGUCGUUGAGUCCUGAUGAGGUUCCUUGCAGAAGCCUCUUCAAAGAUUUCUUGGCUGCUGGAAACUUCAGAGGGGAAACGAUGAAGAUGAAGAACUUAAUUAUCAGCGAGAAGUCGCUGGAGGAAACUGCUGAGGAAGGGAAACAUGAGAAAAAUGUUAACUGUGAGGUAGACAGCGAGUUGAACAAUAGGUUGAACAUUUCAAAUACUCCUAAGAAGAAAAAUAAGUUAGCUAGAAUGAUCGACAAAACGCUAACCAACAAAAAGAAUAAAUGAAUUUUUUCCCAGCUCCCGUUUCAUUAAUUAAAUGAAAACUUAUUUACGAAGUUACGAGGUAGGGCAUCAGGCUGAUCCUGUGAAAUGGAAUGUAUGGAUCUAAUUAAUGUGGAUGCUAUAACUUGCGAUAAGAUAAAAGUUUCUAGUUUACAUUAAUGUUCAUGCCAAAAUGUUACAUGGGCUGACCAUCUAAGGUCUUCAUUCACAUUAUUGUAUGCAUUUAACUUUAGUAUCAAUCGAUCUGAAUAUUUAAAAACAAUUAGUCAGUAGCGUUAAGAAAUUAUUUUGUUAAGAGCAUUUAAAUUAAUUUUGUAUAACAUUUAAAACAAAACCUUGUACUUGAAGGCCAUAUCAUAUCCGCACACGUUCAUGUUCAUAUAAUUGGUAUAUUAACACGUGAACGUUCAUAUUUGCUGCAUUCGUGAAGAUUGUAAUACAUUCCAUAUAGUCUUAUCAUUGCCUAUUUUCGUUAAAAGUUUAGGUUUUUGAAGCUAUUUACAACAAUUUAGAGUUAUUAAAACUUAUUCUAGUACAAAAUGCUAUUUUUUGUUAUUUUAAUUUUCAUUUAUUUUAGGUUUUUUUUAAUUAUAUUAAGAUUAGAUUUAUUUUUUUAGAUGUUCGUGCGUCGGAUGCAGAAUUCUACAAAUAAUGCAACUGUGCAUAUGUUUAUUAGCGUGAGUGUGACGUGUACAAGCAAUGUAUAUUCUUUUACAUAUUUUAUCUUAAUGUUGAUGCUAUUUGUUAUGUCAUACGAUGUAUCUUAAGAUUCACUAUGUUUGUUGUUUACCAACAGAUCCACUUGGAUAUCUGUUUAUAUAUAAUCUGCGACGUA
Helobdella robusta is the source of this 1478-nucleotide messenger RNA. RefSeq lists its product as hypothetical. The transcript is spliced from 4 exons. Lineage: Eukaryota; Metazoa; Annelida; Clitellata; Rhynchobdellida; Glossiphoniidae. The record is from RefSeq and is a predicted model, not a curated record. Bases 74 to 646 code for a protein of 190 amino acids.